AUGGACGCCCUGCGCGACGCUCUGGGCAGCUGGAGACGAGAACCAGCACACUACCUCCCGCUCGCGAGGAGUUCAAACGCCAGCACCGUCUUUGACUUUCCUCCCUCAUCGCUCGACGACCCCGAGAAGCGGCAGCGGAGACGGUCACGGAGUGGAAGCGCGUCGGCAGGCUUGGCAGCAGCGAGGCGGAGGUCAGCCAGCCUCGACGACGACUCGCGCGACCAGUCUCCCUCGCGACUCGUCGAUGCGGACCCUUCAUCCCCCGUCGACCACCCUCACUGGAGUCGACGACACCGUCAUGUUCUCGCCGUCGUCCUCGCCAUCGCCGCUUUCGCCGGCGUCUACUCGCUUACGACGCCCGAAGUUCUCGAAAAGGCGCGGACAACCGUAGGCAAAGGCUGGGACCGCGUAACGGGCGGUCACUUUUCCUCGACAGCAUCAAAAGAGUCGCACUACUUCCCUUCAUCCGACGAACUCCCGCCAGGCGCCUCAACCUGGGAACCGGCAUGUUCUCCCUCGACCUGGUCGUCCGGGAACUGGACUCCCCUCGACCCUCCUCUCCGACCACACACCUCCAUCUGGGACGCCUCACCCGACUUUCACGCCGGCGCAUGCGCGCAAAACUGGCACCGAGGAGCAUGGUACCUCGGUGUCGUCCCGCCCGGUACCGAGCCAGGCGUCGAGGGUGAAGCGCAGGCGGAUGGGCAGUGGCCUAUGAGCGGGUACAGGCGGAGAGCGGCGGGAUAUAGGUGGCAGGCGGGGAGCGAGACGUGUCAGGCUGAGGUGGAGCAGCCUUGGUUGGCGAGGGAGGGGGACGAGGAGGAUGAGGGAACGGUCAAGCUUUUGCAGGACCUCGUCGACCGAGGAGCGUGGCUCAUCUACGGAGACUCGCUCUCCGAACAACAAUUCUUCUCCCUCUCGUGCGCGCUCUACCCGCACGUCCGUGCCGUCUGGCCGUACCCGAGCAUGAGCGAGUGGCGGCAGGUCAAGGAGGAGCACCUCUUCCUUCUCCCGGACAGUCCGCUUGUGAAGAGCGGGAAGCUCAGGGUCCCGGAGGAUUGGGAUUACGAUGGCUCGCCGCUAGUCAGCCACGUCAGGACGGAUCACGGGCUCGCGCCAGACGAGCUCAUCUCGCUCUUCGAGACGGUGCACGCCAAAUCCGCUCCUCGCGCCUUCACCGCCCUCUACCCGAAUCUUACCUCCCUGCCGCCUUUCUCACCACCCGAAGCCCUCCUCACCGAUGUCGAAACCUUUUCGCCCUCGCUCGACUACACCCUCCAACUCUUCCUCCGACCCUCGCAAUACCGCAACAUCUCGACCUCGAUCUCGCCCUCCUACGCACCCUCGACCACUCCACCCGACGCGCUCGAGAUCGAGCGCCAAGCAACCCGUUCAGGCUCAUACCGCGCCCUAAUCUUCGCCACCGGCGCACACUUCUCAGCGCGGCACUUCAACCUCCCUUUCAAGCCCGAAGGCGGACCGAACGCACAAAUCGAGUUCUUCGACCUCGCGUUGAGGGAGUUGUUAAAUCGGUUUGCGAGGGCGUUGGAGAGUGCGACGGAGGAGGAGAGGAGCGGGAAGGAGGUGGUUGUUCGUCCGACGACCAUGGGACAUGAUGAUUGUCAUGACGCUGAGGGACCGCUGGCUGAGGAGGACGAGAAGAAGAGUAGUUGGUGGAGCUGGCCGGACAUGUGGAGGAUGAACGAGCACGGAGCCAACAUCGUCCGCGAUUUCAACCACCCGCUAAUCACCUGGCUCGACAUCUCCCGACCCACCAACCUCCGUCCCGACGCCCACACCAACGACGACUGCCUUCACCUCAGCGCCGGAACAGGCGUCGUAGAAGGCUGGACGCAUUAUAUGGCCUAUUGGCUGCGCGAGAGGGCGGCUUGGCUCGACCAGGGGCGAUGA
This is a messenger RNA of Rhodotorula toruloides NP11, 1911 nucleotides long. RefSeq lists its product as uncharacterized. Lineage: Eukaryota; Fungi; Basidiomycota; Microbotryomycetes; Sporidiobolales; Sporidiobolaceae. The transcript is spliced from 6 exons. The record is from RefSeq and is a predicted model, not a curated record. The coding region runs from base 1 to 1911 and encodes 636 amino acids.